GAAGAGGUAUUUUGGCGUGUUGUUUGUUGCGAUUGUUUUUCCGAGUGAAAAUUGCAUUUAAUGAAUUAAAUACUACUUUUUUAUUUCAUAAAAACCUUGACGAAGUUAGAAACAAUGCGAGAAUCAUUACAUGUUUGUGGAAAAAUAUUAACAACAGAUGACUACCAUUUUUUUGCUCUAUCCUGUGAGAAAUGCGAUGCGUCCUUUGGCCAGUGGUCAGGAUUUCUAAAACACUUGAGCAAUAAACAUGAUUUUAAUUUGCCGGUAAAAAACGAAUUCGAAAAAGAGCAUGAUCGAAAUUCAGAAUGUGAAGAAGUGUCCAUUAAAGCGGCUGUAAAGCAGGAAAUGGAAAAUGAGUUAAAUAAACAAAACAAAGUUGAUGCAGCUAUAUAUGAAAGCGACAGCACUGACAGCGAUGGCGGUAACGACAUUAAUGCCAGGGAAGAUGAUUCCAAUGACGAAGGCCAAGAUAACGAUUGUACAAGUGCAAAGUCUGAUGGAUCAGCGGGUGCUUGGGAUAUGACAGAAGAUAAUAACAAUUUGCAGGGUGAUACCUCAAGUGAUGAGGCACCAAUGCAUGAUGCCAAGAAGAAACUUAAAACGUUUAAUUUCAAUAUACAUGAGUCAUAUACCCGCGACGUCUCUUACAAGUUUCUCAGAAUAUUAGAAAAAUACCCAAUUUUAUGGGAUCAACAGCAUUCGAGUUACUGGGUGCCUGAAAAGCGCACACGGGUAUUAUAUACAAUUAAACAGUAUAUGGCAAAAAUGGGUUAUGCAGUGAGUGACUACGGACUUCGAAGUGUAAUACAACGCAUUGUUCGUGACCAUAAAGCGGCGAAGCAGGAGUUAGCUGUUUGUGGGCGGUUAGAUGAACGCAAGUCGCUGUUGUUGAAGAAAUGUAAAUUUUUAGAUGGCCAGCAAAAAAAUGUGGCCAGUGUUAAUGAAGCAGAUAAUGAUACAGAUAUGGAUGACCACCCAAUUCCGGAUGACUUCGACGAUGACGAUUUUUCGAUUAGUUCAGAUGCAGGUUCAAACGCGGCUAACAACACGGAUACAAUAAAUGCGUUUUUAAAGGAUUCGCGGGAUGGCAAACGCAUCACCUUUAACAUGACUGCAAAUCCACUUGUCGAUGAAUUUGUCAGUUUGUUGCGUGAUAACCCAGUGCUAUGGGAAGUGGGCCAAUUUCAAAACUUAACUGAGCGCAAACGAAUUUUGGAUUCGUGGAUACCUAUUUUUCAGGAGCGGCAUAACGUCAUUUUCACUUACAGAGAUCUUACGUUGAAUUUAAAGAUAUUGCGCCGUUCUCUCAUCAAUAUGGAGGAACGCAAAGUAUUGUCUAAAUCUGCGCAACGUCUUAAAGAUAUCUGUAGCUUCCUGCCGAAGGCAAAACCAAUUAUUCGCCUCAAAUGUGAAGAAUGUAAUCGCAAUUUCCUAACGGAGUACACCUUGCAAGCGCAUAGAUAUGCCGCACACAAUUUGGGCACAAAUCCAUUCAAGUGUGAGGUGUGUGGACGUGAUUUUACAGCUCACAAUCAGCUAGAUACUCAUUUGCGCCGCGUCCAUCUUAAACAAUUUUCACAUUAUUGUGAUGUGUGUAACCGCGGAUUUUUGCAACACAGCGCAAUGUUGCUGCAUAGACAGACACACACCGGUGAAAAAACAUUCGUGUGUGAAACAUGUGGCAAAGCAUUUAGACGUAAGAUUAAUAUGCAGCAACAUGUCAUACGUAUACAUUUGCGGCAACGCAAUUUCCCUUGCGAACUCUGCCCGAAAACAUUCUAUCUGAAGUGUCAUCUGCGCGAUCACAUGAACGCCCAUUUAAAUAUACGCAAUCAUAAAUGUCCCACUUGCGGCAAGGCCUUCCAUAGCAGUCAUGCAUUAAUGAGACAUAAGCAAAUACACUCGGAAGUUAAGCGUUAUGCUUGUAAGCUUUGCGAUGCUCGUUUUCAUCAGUUUGUGGGACUCAAUUCACAUAUGAAGAAUAAGCAUAAAUUUGUCAAUGAUAAGGAUGAGGAAGCACCGCCGCAGUCUGUGGUGCAUAUGACAACACUGCCCGCGACUACAACACCGGAAACUUCCUUGCAAAUUAAAGGGGAGAUUGUGCAAUCCUUGGAUAGCUGGAAUAUGUAAAUGGCAAAUACUUUGAUUUAAGUUAUUUGAAAGCUUUGUGGCAAUUACUAAUUUAUUUUUAUUUCGCAUUUGACUUUGAUUUUGUUAUUUUUUCACCAAAAAGAGUAAUUACAAAAUCUAGUGAGUAAAUUUAUUGUCUAAUAUAAGCAAAUGAAGAGGUGAAGUUGUGGCAGCCGAUUAACAUUAAACCAAAUUAGUUUUAGAUACGAUUUAUCAAGCUUAUGUAUGUCGAAGAGAUUAAUACCGUAAACUGUUAUGAUAUUAUAAUUCAUACAAAAAAAAACGUAUAUUAAUAGUAAAUGGGUAUUAUGUACAUACUUAUGUAAUUGCUAAUUAGACCUCUUUGAUAAAAUUUCAGCAUGCUUGCUUGAAUGCUGACAAUCCCAGCUCAAAAUCGUGAAAUGUGUUUUUUUAGUAUUUGGUCAUUA
Molecule: messenger RNA, 2558 nt
Organism: Anastrepha obliqua
Lineage: Eukaryota; Metazoa; Arthropoda; Insecta; Diptera; Tephritidae
Exons: 5
Coding region: 115-2130 (671 amino acids)
Biological process (GO): regulation of transcription by RNA polymerase II
Molecular function (GO): RNA polymerase II cis-regulatory region sequence-specific DNA binding; DNA-binding transcription factor activity
Source: RefSeq, a predicted model, not a curated record